GACAGUGACGUGUUAUUCUUCUUCCGGUUUUUCUCUGUCAGGCAGAUUUAGCUUCAUGAGUUUAAAAGAAGUAAAAAUCCCUCUUAACUUUAUAUAAACACGUACAGUAACUACAAGGACAUGGCAUGUUCCAGAGUUCCUUUAGAUGAACAGCAUGUGACAGAAGUGUCAGGACCUCAGGGUAGAGAGAGAACACUCCCAGCUCUGCACCCGGAGCGUAAAGAGGACCGGGGGUUCGUGCCGUACACUCCGCCCCCUGAGGAUCACUCACCUGCUCAGGUGGAGGAGUUUUUGGAGCAUGCUCAGUUCAUCUCAGAGGAUCUGGAGUGGCUCCUCGCUUUACCUCACGACAAGUUCUGGUGUCAGGUGGUGUUUGAUGAGUCUUUACAGAGGUGUUUGGACUCGUACCUGCGUCUGGCUCCUCGUGGUAUCGACUCGUCCUGCCUCUCUCUCUCUCCGGCCGUGUCUGAGGCACAGCGCCAUCUUCAUCGCAGCGUCUUCAUGGUCUUCCUCAGGAUGGCAACGCACAAAGAGUCCAAGGAGAACUUCAUCACUCCUGCUGUGUUUGGAGAAAUUAUCUACGACAACUUCCUGUUCGACAUUCCCAAAAUCCUGGACCUGUGUGUGUUAUUCGGCAGAGGAAAUUCCCAACUGCUGCACAAAAUGAUCGAGAACAUCUUCAUGCAGCAGCCCAGUUACUACGGCGACCUGAACGACACCGUUCCCUCCAUCAUACAGGUGUUUAACACCAUCCUGGAGAGGUGUGGACUGCAGUCAGGGGACGCUGCUGACAACGAGCCUCUUAAACUGAGCACACACACACGCUUCACUGCCAUGACCAUGAGAGAGGAGGAUCUCUCAGACCUGGUGUUCUACCUGUGUGACACCUGCACCACUAUUCACUGCUUCCUGGACAUUUUCCCUAAAGCGUGUAACACCUUUCACCAACACGGCUUCCUCAACAGACUCUCCUCUUUCUAUGAGGCAGCGGUGCCUGAUCUGGAGAGAGCGGUGAGGAAGAGGAACUUCGAUAAGUGUGUACAGGAGGAUCUGUGGAGGAGGCUGUCUCACUCCUGCAGGAGAAUGGUGGAGGUCACACACACACUGCUCCAACACACCUGUCUACAGCCCAUACUGGAGGGCUCUGAGAACACUGCUGCUCAUGUGGAGGAUUUUCUCCAAACCUUCACAACAUUCCUUCAGGAGAAAAGGUUCCUGGCUGAUUAUGAUGAGGUGUAUCCUGUAGCUGAGGACAUCAGUCUCCUUCAGCAGGCCUUCCCUCACCUAGACGACACGCGGACGUCGUACCUGUUGCAUGGCGUUGACUCUGCAUGGGAAAGCGUGGGAAAGAAAAGACCUCACACCCUGUCAGCCAAUCACAGCGCAGAAUCCAGCAGCAAGGCAGGCUGGGAUACACAGUCCUCCCAGAACAUGGCAGACGAAAAGGGGGCGGAGCUUAAAGGGGCAGAGUGUAUGAUUGACAUUGCUCAAAAAGGAGAUAAUGGGGCAGUGUGCAGCGUGAGUGCUGGAGAGCUGGAGUCUCUGCUCUCUCACAUCAGAGACCUGCUGCCGGAUUUAGGGGAGGGGUUUGUGAUGUGCUGCCUGGAGACGUACGGCUACGACAGCGAGCUGGUCAUCAACAACAUCCUGGAGGACCGACUGACGCCUGAGCUGAGGAACCUCGACAGGAACAUGCCCAGGCCGGUGAAGGAAGCUCCGCCCACCGUGCUCAGCUCCAGAUCCAAUGUGUUUGAUGAUGACGAGUUUGACGUGUUUUCCCGGGAUAAGGUGGACGCGAGCCGUGUGUGGAGGGGCAGGAGACAGGGCGAGAGCGUGCGUGACACGCUCAAUGAUAAACAGCACAUUAACGAUCAGAGAGACAGAUAUCGCUCCUACCAGACGGUUGUGGAUGAGGUUCCCAUAGGAACGGACCAGUCCGGUAACCAAGGCAACGCUUACCUCAUGGAUGACUACGAUGACGAAUAUGACGACACGUACGACAUCAACCAGGUGGGAGCCAACGACCUGGACGAGGACGACGAGCUGCUGAACCGCAGGCCGUUUACGACCCCUCAGGUGCUCAGAGCAGGAAGGAUGGAGGAAGAGGAGGAUGAAGAAGAGGACAGAGAGGAAGAGGAGAAGGAGUCAGCAGUAAAGCGGGAUCAGUUUGUGCAGGACCCGGCCGUGCUGAGAGAGAGAGCCGAGGCCCGACGAGCCGCCAUGCAGAACAGGAGAGGCUACAGAGCUCCGCCCCCAAGCAACGUGGCGGGCGGGCCGAAGGGGCGGGGCCAGACUCAGGAAACGCUCCUGGAUCGCCGCAGGAAGGAAGCGAACAAGGGUCGAGGAGCCAAUCACAAUCGCCGAACGCUGGCGGACAGGAAGAGGAACAAAGGCAUGAUCCCGUCAUGAUGUGCUUCCGUUGCCAUGGCGAUAUGGAUCGUCAUCUAGUUGCCAGAUUUUUUUUUUUUAUAUAUAUUUUUAUUAACACACAGACGGGAUUACGUCCUGAUUCUGAUCCAGCGGGACUGAAACGGAACCAAAAACCCGUCAGCACUUUUUUUUUUUUUUUUAAAUUUAAGGAAAAGAAUUUGAUUUAAAUUUAAACGGAUGAAUGCCAAAGUGCUGAAGCAGGAGAGGGAGAGGUUACGGUAUGAGACGUGUGCGUAUCCCACGUAUAAACCACGAUCACAACCAUGUCCUUUAAUAAACAAGUAAACAAAUAAAUAAAUAAAUAAAUAUAAAUCCAGAUUAAGCUGAUUUUAAAGCAGCUUUAAGCGCUUUCUCAUUUCCUCCAACAAUAACAGCCGAAUCUUUAAUCGUGCUUUUAUGAUGUCAUCUUGUGGUUUGUGACAUCAUCAUGUGGUUUGUGACAUCAUCACAUGAUUUAUGAUGUCAUUCAUCCUGUGACUGGAGCUCCCCUGAACAGAUUUUUGGGAUUGUCCUUGUCUUCUCAGAUCAGGACACGUGUCGCUCCUUCAGACGCUUCCCUGUCACACCUCCUCCACCCAGGAGCGUGGCCCCGCCCCCUACGCAGGCCGCCUCCUACUUCAGUUUGAAGUAACCAUGGCAACGAUAUUAUGAUUGCAUUGAGUUGUGUAACUGAUUAUUGACACACAGGAGCACUAAACACUUCUGAUUAUCUUCAGGUGAAGUAACAGUGUGUGUGUGUGAGAAAGAUCCACCUGAGAGAACUUCCAUUUUUACAGCAAAGCAUUUUGGGAUACGAUGUAGAGAUAAAAGUCAAAUUCAGUGGAAAUAAAUUCUGUUCUGAACACUG
Pangasianodon hypophthalmus (striped catfish) is the source of this 3277-nucleotide messenger RNA. It is a transcript of the gene ascc2, whose product is annotated as activating signal cointegrator 1 complex subunit 2. Gene Ontology annotation, biological process: regulation of DNA-templated transcription. The record is from RefSeq and is a predicted model, not a curated record. The transcript is spliced from 19 exons. The coding region runs from base 121 to 2409 and encodes 762 amino acids. Gene Ontology annotation, molecular function: ubiquitin binding. NCBI's taxonomy places the organism in Eukaryota, Metazoa, Chordata, Actinopteri, Siluriformes, Pangasiidae.